Molecule: messenger RNA, 816 nt
Organism: [Candida] anglica
Lineage: Eukaryota; Fungi; Ascomycota; Pichiomycetes; Serinales; Debaryomycetaceae
Source: the annotation of a GenBank genome assembly
AUAAACUAGUUACAUUAUUUAUCUCUAGGUAAUAUGGUCGAUAAAAUUAUUCUUCAUUGGCUUGAUGGCUCUAGAGCACAAAGAAUUGUUUGGCUUUUAAAUGAAUUGAAUGUUCCAUUUGAAGUAAAACCAUACAAAAGAAAGAAUUUCCGUGCUCCACGUGAACUUCGUGAAGUAUUCCCAUUGGGUCGGGCACCAAUUGUAGAGAUUUUCCCUGAUGGUGAUGAGACUGAAGAACCAAUUGUAUUAGCAGAAACGGGUUAUAUAAUUAAUUAUUUGAUUGAAAAUUAUGACAAGGAGAAGAAAUUAAUUCCUACAUCUAGAAAAGAUCAAGAAUUAGUUAAGUAUUAUUUAUACUACGCUGAAGGAUCGCUUCAAUCUAUAUUAAUUGCACUCCUUGUUAAUAGUAAAGUUGCUGGAGCCAGUCCAUUUGGAUUAAAAUACAUCGCUGGGGUGGUCACACAAGCUAUUAACAAGGGAUAUUACCUUCCAGAAUUGAAAUCAAAUUUAAAAUUUUUAGAUGAUCGCUUAUCUAAAGUGGAAGGUGAUUAUUUCGUUGGUAAUAAAUUGACUGGGGCUGAUAUUAUCCUAAGUUUUCCAUUGGUUGAUAAUCUUUUCUCUGAUGUGACAUCAACAAAAGAAUUCACUGGAUUAGAUGUGGUUACAUUGUAUCCAAAUAUUAAAAGAUGGUCGGAUAAAAUUAAAUUGGAAACGAAUCGUUCUGAUGCUCUUUUGCAAGUUAAAAAUCUCAGUCCAAACCUUUGAAUUAUCAACAUUAUCUACACAUUUUCUCUUAUACUAUGACAUAAAAAAAUC